UCAGCCCUCGCUGCAACCACGAAGGGCUCUCCCGGCCCCAAGCCGGGCGGCCCCGGUGCUUCUGCGCGACUCUGCCGAUACAUUGCACCUCUUCGGCGCUGAGCCAACUACGCCCUAGUCACCCAUCCUUCCCCACGCGGUGGCUCUCUACGCGGUAUCGAACAGCUUGUUUUUUCCAAAUGGUUUGAUAACAACAUUUUUUGAUGAUAACCAACCAUCUAGUAACAAGCGAGGUGCAGGCACGUGGCCAUGGAGGUUAUGAUUCUGAUUUCAGUGAUGAGGAGAGUGGAGAGAAGUCUCUGCAAAAGACUAAAAGAAAAGAGGAUGAUGGCCUUCUGGUAAAGCCAUUCCAAAAAGCAAAGCAAGGCGGUGUGGUUCACAGACAAUUCGCAGCUGAAGAAUGCGAUAGGGAAGAAGCAAGAAAAAGAAGAUUUCACUUGAUAUCAAUGAGUGCUUAUGAAAGACAUAAAAAGUUAGUGCAUGACUACAUUUUAUACUAUGGUGGCAAAAUAGAGGACUUCCGACGAACUGGAGCAAAUGACAAGACGGAUCUUGAUGUUAUUAGAGAAAACCAUAGAUUCCUGUGGAAUGAAGAAGAUGAAGCAGACAUGAAUUGGGAGAAGAGGCUUGCAAAGAAGUAUUAUGAUAAAUUGUUCAAAGAAUACUGCAUAGCAGAUCUCAGCAGAUACAAAGAGAAUAAGUUUGGAUUUAGAUGGCGACAUGAGAAAGAAGUAAUUUCAGGAAAAGGUCAGUUUUCUUGUGGAAAUAAGCACUGUGAUGAGCAAGAAGGCCUGAAGAGCUGGGAGGUGAAUUUUGGUUACAUUGAACAUGGUGAGAAGAGGAAUGCACUUGUGAAGUUGCGACUGUGUCCAGAAUGUUCCUACAAACUAAACUUUCAUCACCGGAGGAAAGAAGUCAAAACACACAAGAAAGGAGGCACAGCUGUACAGAACUCUGAAGAGCCAAAAAAUAAGAAGACAAAAUUAUCUCGUUCAGCAAAAAAGAAGUCCAAAAAAAAGACCCAUAAAGAUCAGGUUUCUUCAGAAGAUUCAGAUAAUUCUGAUAAAGAUUCUGAUAACAGUGAUGCAGAAGAUGGUCCUUCAGAUGCUGACAUUUGGAAAGGUCCUCUACAAAGUGCAGAUGAAAAAUCACGGGAGGAGGAGUUUGAUGAGUAUUUUCAAGACUUGUUUCUCUAAACCUUGAAAUUGAUGUAGGCUGACUUUCUUCAUGAAUUGUCAAGAUGGAAGUCUGGAAAUCUAGUCAUAAUUUCUCAGAGACCUCUUUCUGCCAGUAUACUUUUUCUGCAGUCACUCAUAUGAACCAUUUGGGUAGAUGAUCUCUGUGGAAGGCUUCAAAUCUAAAACCUUUAUUUCACGUUAGGCUGUGUACUCGUGAAACAAGAGAAAUAACUUUUUCAGUGCAAAAGAUAUAUGGCACCCAGACUUAAACAAACAAUAUGGUUUAUUGACAUUACAUCACGGAACUUCACUGCUUUUUAUUUUAUCCCGAACUUCAGUUAUUGUCAGAUUUUUAUAAAGGAGUAUUUAUAAGUCUUUGUGAGUAGUUUAAAGUCAUACACUUUAAUUUUUUUGUAUUUUUUAUUUAUUUAGCAAGAGUUAAUGGCCUUAAAUUUAUUGGUCAUGUAGACUUUAAUAUUCAGGUAUUAGUCUCUGUAAGUAUUUUCAAGUGCUAUUGGAGAAGUUCAAAUUUUAUCCAGUAUGUAAUCUGCUUGAAUUAAGUAAAUUGUUUGUGAAAUGUCUCCCAUUUUAUUGUGACCUUGUUUUAAAUUUUAACUAAAAUGUGAUGUGUCUUAUAAUACCGUUUUUGAAAAUUUGGUUGUUGGUGAAAUUUUUGAUGUAGAACAUAUGUGUGUGGCUUUCUACCGGAGAUGUACAUGUGACUUUUAUGUUAUCUGUGGCUUCUGAUCUCCUUUCCAUUAAUUGAAUGUUAAUCCUUCUUUAAAGUGUAAUCCUAAAUAUACAAGUAAAGCAUGUAUAUUGCUUGAGAAACUUACUGGAUUCUUCUACCUCUUCAAAGUGCAGCAUAUCUUUAAAGAUUCAUUUGGUUCUGUUUCACAAGAAACAGUCUGCACAUGAAUAAGUACAGUGGGUAUUUUUUUCUGUCAAGUGAAAAUUACUUUGGAUAUGAGGAACAAACUUUUUUAAAUUAAAUUUUCUUGUUAUUCUGAGGAAAACUACUGUUGUAUAAAAUAAAUCUUUUGAUAAGUACUUCUCACUGUAGAUAUAUGUAUAGAAAGUAUUUAUAGUAAGCAUUCAAUGUGGAAAAUGGAACAGCAGAGAUGGUUGCAGUAUAUUUAUGAACAUUUUACAUGCACUCAUAUGAAUAAGUUGAGAACUCUAUUUACAAGGUAUUACUUAAUAAAAUUACACUUUAAACAGUUUGUACUUACAUAAUAGAUGACAGUACAAGGACGUAUUUAGGGUGUCCUUGAGUAAGAAAUAAACGUAUCCUUGCAUGAAGGCUUCUUUAGGUAAGAAGGUGGAUUUAAAGGUUAAUUCUCUGUCAUCUUGCAAGCUUGGUUGAGAGUCAAAUCCAAUCUGCAGCAAUCUGCUUACACAUGUGCAACUUGCCCAAAGGGGCUUUGGUCGAAUGCAUUGCUAUAUUUGUUGCUUCAAGUAUUGCAUAUUAAGUAUGUGUUCUGGAUAACUAACUCCUCUUUGAGUCUUUAAAAUACAGUUAUAAAAAUUUACAGUAUACAUAGUAAAUACAUAAUUUAAUACAGUUUGAAUAAAAUUACAUUAUCAAACAA
Empidonax traillii (willow flycatcher) is the source of this 2770-nucleotide messenger RNA. RefSeq names its product protein FRA10AC1. The transcript has 14 exons. The record is from RefSeq and is a predicted model, not a curated record. Gene Ontology annotation, molecular function: phosphatase activity. Bases 204 to 1196 code for a protein of 330 amino acids. Gene Ontology annotation, biological process: dephosphorylation. NCBI's taxonomy places the organism in Eukaryota, Metazoa, Chordata, Aves, Passeriformes, Tyrannidae.